This is a messenger RNA of Austrofundulus limnaeus, 2692 nucleotides long. RefSeq names its product glutamate receptor, ionotropic, N-methyl D-aspartate-associated protein 1a (glutamate binding) (gene grinaa). The record is from RefSeq and is a predicted model, not a curated record. The transcript has 7 exons. Gene Ontology annotation, biological process: negative regulation of apoptotic signaling pathway. The coding region runs from base 157 to 1200 and encodes 347 amino acids. Gene Ontology annotation, cellular component: membrane; Golgi apparatus; endoplasmic reticulum. NCBI's taxonomy places the organism in Eukaryota, Metazoa, Chordata, Actinopteri, Cyprinodontiformes, Rivulidae.
GUGACCCAGCCGAGUGAUGACGUCACACCCCCCUCUGCUCUGCUAGUUCAGUCAGUUUGAAGAUCCGAGCGGAGGUGCGGACUAAAUUCAGUACUUCAUUGGCUCACAAAUAAAACACUCUAAAGAUUAUCGCAGUUGUAAGCAUUCAUCCACACCAUGUCCCAGGACAAAAGUGGAUACCCUAUUAUGGGUGAGGCCAACCCACUGCAUAAUGACGUCUACGGACCCCCUCAGCCAGGUUUUGGCAUGCCACCUCCCAACUACAGCCAAAGCCCAGGGGGACCGUACCCCCAAGCAGGUGGUUACGGUCAGCCUGGAUUCCCUCCAGCGGGUCCAGGUUAUGCCCCUGGCCCCUACCCUCAGAUGCCCUACCCACAAGGACCCUACCCACAAGGCCCUUACCCUCAGAGCCCUUAUCAGCAAGGUCCUGGACAGCCAGGUUUUCCUGGUGACCCUAUGGCAGCUGCAGGCAGCCCAGGGUACCACGCUGACGGGCCGCCGUCCUACUACGAUAACGAAGACUUCACCAGCGCCGGCUUUGAGGAUAAAAGCAUCCGACAAGCCUUCAUUAGAAAAGUUUUCUCAGUCCUCACAGCUCAGCUGCUCAUCACUUUCUCCUUUGUUGCUGUCUUCACCUUUGUUGCUGAUGCCAAAUACUUUGUGCGCCGUAACCCGUGGACCUACUACGUGUCCUACGCAGUGUUCUUCGUGUCUCUGAUCGUCCUCAGCUGCUGCGGGGACUUCCGUCGUAAGCACCCAUGGAAUUUAGUUGCUUUGUCCAUCUUGACGUUGAGCCUCUCCUACAUGGUUGGCAUGAUCGCCAGCUUCUACGACACCGAGACGGUCAUCAUAGCUGUAGGCAUCACUGCAGUCGUCUGCUUCACCGUCGUCCUCUUCUCUCUGCAGAGCAAGUAUGACUUCACUUCCUGUCGGGGCGUUCUUUUUGUGUGCCUCAUUGUUCUGCUGCUGUUCUCGAUCCUCUGCAUCUUCAUCCGCAACAAGAUCCUGCACAUCUUUUAUGCCUCAAUGGGGGCCCUGCUCUUCACCUGCUUUUUGGCUGUUGACACCCAGCUUCUUCUGGGCAACAAGAAGCUGGCCCUGAGUCCAGAGGAGUACAUCUUUGCUGCCCUCAACCUCUACACUGACAUCAUCAACAUUUUCCUCUACAUCCUGUCCAUUGUGGGACGCUCCCGYGAAUGAGCUUCAGAAGAACGGCAGCGAGACGGAGGACGCCUCCCUUUUAUUGUCAACAAUUAUAACGCUCUUUCUCCCUGUCUCAUUAAAUCUCUCAGCCCUCACACACACACAUACUGUUGUGUUUUCCUGAAACAGGUAGUUGUGCUGUGGAGGAGAUGCAGCAUGCCAUAAAAUUCAUCAAAGAGGGGAUGACGUUGAUUUACUCCUUUUCAAACCUAGCUGUUAAUGACACAGUUGUCAGUGUUGCUGUUUUCCCUCUGAUUCUACUAACACACAUGGGUCUAUCACACUUAACAAACUCCCAGUAAAGCUUUGACACAUUAAAAAUAAAACGUGUUGCACUCUGGGUACUCGGCACUAUGCCUUGCCUUGCUGCAGAAAUUAAACUGAAAAACAAUGUUGGGGGUAAAAUAACGCUUUUUACUAAUGUAGAACCAGCUUUUCCUGAUGUAAGGAUUGAAUAACUAUUUUUCUUCACCUGUGUUCACCGACUUGUCUCUGCUUUUCAGCCUGCUGGUGUGUACUAAUUGUGCAUGGCAAAACUGGAAACACAACCGAAGAUGCUGUACGAUUCUGUAGAUUUAUCAGAGGAACACCUCUAGCUCGCGUCUCACUGCUGUAAAUAAUUAAACGUAUUGUUGCCAGUGCCACCCUCCCCUCAAAAGAUAUCCCCCCUCCUCCCUUAUUCCUACCUCUGAAAGCAUGCCGGAGCAAUUCAUUUGGAUGUGUUGCUGUUUGAGGAAAAAGUGCACUGUGUUCUGAAUGUUUUGGACAGGUAUAAACAUAGUUAUUUAUUAAAAGUGUAAAGAUUUUGUUUUUGUUUUAAAAUUUUUUGGAAUUGUGUCACAGGCAAGUAGUUAUUUUUCCUUUUCUUGUUUUUUGUCUUUAAAACUUCCCUCUUGUGUGGCCAUUACUGUGAAGUGAAACCUGCUGUUAUUUAUUUCUCAUUACAACUCAUUUGUCACUUUAAAAAUAAUCAUUCUAAUUGCUGAAUUUAAAGGAGCUGAUUUGUUUGAGCUUGAUUCAUUCGAAGCUGAUGGGGUGGGGGAACAAGUCACAAAAUAAAGCAAGAGAUUGUAAACUCAUAAAACUCCUUGGCAAGUAAAGAAAUAACCUGUGCUAAUCGCCAAAUAUUUCUACAUUCAAACACAAAAAGGAGUGAAGGUUGUAAUUAACAAGACUAUUUUUUACAUUUUCUUGAUCAUUUAUACCUCUUGCAUGACCCUGUCAUUGUUUGCAUGUGCAAACACACAGUAAAGCUAUUGUUUUAGACGGGCACUGUUUGGAAUUCCUGAUAGGACUCCUUUUUCUUUUAAAUAUUGUGUAUUCGACUAACAUGUUAAUGUACAUAGGACACCUCAGUGUUUUGAUGUGUAUAAAUUAAGUUUAGGCUUUGGAUGUCUGUUCGCAUUGUAUACUUGCAUCAAAUUGAGGUUGGACUGAACUCCUGUACACAGUUGUUUGCUUUUCAAUAAAAUGAAGAUAAAUGUUGAAC